Chlorella variabilis is the source of this 690-nucleotide messenger RNA. RefSeq lists its product as hypothetical. Gene Ontology annotation, cellular component: cytosol; mitochondrion. Gene Ontology annotation, biological process: cell redox homeostasis. Bases 1 to 690 code for a protein of 229 amino acids. Gene Ontology annotation, molecular function: peroxiredoxin activity. The transcript is spliced from 7 exons. The record is from RefSeq and is a predicted model, not a curated record. NCBI's taxonomy places the organism in Eukaryota, Viridiplantae, Chlorophyta, Trebouxiophyceae, Chlorellales, Chlorellaceae.
AUGGUGCUGCUGGGAGACACAGUGCCCGAGUUCAAAGCUGACAGCACUAUCGGUCCCAUCGACUCCUUCCACAAAUUCUGCGAGGGCAAGUGGACCAUGCUCUUCUCCCACCCAUCCGACUUCACGCCGGUGUGCACUAGCGAGCUGGGCGCGGCGGCCAAGCUGCAGGGCGAGUUCAGCAAGCGCGGCAUCCAGCUGGUGGCCCUGUCCUGCAACGACCUCGACAGCCACAAGCAGUGGGUCAAGGACAUUGAGGGCUCCAUGAGCGACGGCAGGAGGAUUGAGUACCCCAUCAUCGCCGACCCAGACCGCAGCAUCGCCAAGCAGUGGGGCAUGCUGGAUCCUGAUGAGAAGCACCCUGCUGGCAGCUCCUUUGCGGCGCGCUGCGUGUUCAUUGUGGGGCCCGACAAGACCCUCAAGCUCUCCAUCCUUAUGCUGCGCCCUCUGCUGCGCGUCAUCGAAUCGCUGCAGCUGGCGGCCAAGUAUCCGGUGGCCACGCCCGCAGACUGGCGGCAGGGCCAGGAGGUCAUGAUCUCGCCCCGCAUCAGCAACGAGGAGGCAAACAAGUUGUUCCCCAAGGGCUACCGCACCAUCCAGGUGAAGAGCGGCAAGGCCUACAUCCGCAAGACGCCCGUGCCAGACGAUGAGUCCCCCGCCCCCAAGGGUGGCGAUGCCACCUGCGGCGCCUGA